This is a messenger RNA of Aspergillus oryzae RIB40, 1050 nucleotides long. Its product is annotated as zinc-binding alcohol dehydrogenase family protein. The transcript has a single exon. Lineage: Eukaryota; Fungi; Ascomycota; Eurotiomycetes; Eurotiales; Aspergillaceae. Bases 1 to 1050 code for a protein of 349 amino acids. The record is from RefSeq and is a predicted model, not a curated record. Gene Ontology annotation, molecular function: oxidoreductase activity, acting on NAD(P)H.
AUGAAUAACACCGCUCUCUAUGCCAACGAAAAUGGGGAGCUCUGCGGUCGCCGAGAUUUGCCAAUCCCCCAACCUAUCGAAGGCGAAAUCCUAAUUCAAGUCCUCUUCACUGGUGUGAACCGUUCUGAUAUCACCUCGGUAAAGCUCCUAGGCUCUCGCAAUCGAGUCCUUGGUAAUGACUUCUGCGGACGCGUUCUCGAUGUUUCUGGUCUGGCAGACACUGCUUUUGAACCUGGGGAUAUAGUGGCUGGGUACACGAUCGCAAAUCAUGAUCGGCCUCUCCGAUACGGAUCUCACCAGUCGUACAUCUCUAUCCCACCGAAGAACAUUUUUAAGGUGCCAGAAAAUGUACCACCUGCUAAUGCUGCGGGCCUUAUGACUGUUGUUCAGACUGCCAAUGAUGCCCUUUUGAAUCUACACCUGCCUCUCCCAUCAAUGACCCAAGGGCCAACGGAUGGAGUCUUUGUGAUUGCAGGUGGCGCCACAACAGUCGGUAUCUCGACUAUUCAGCUUGCACGUAGCAUCGGCAUCAAAUCUAUCAUAGUCACGGCUUCGCCGGGUCGCCACGAGCUGCUUGAGAGCCUAGGUGCAACACGCUGUUUUGACUACAGGAAGGAUAGCGUUGUGCAGGACAUCAAGGCGGCUGUAGAGGAAACUGGUCUUGGACCGGUAUUUGGCCUCGACGCAGCCGCGACACCUGACGCUGCAAAAAUACUCUUGGACGCCUUAGCAGACCGGGAUGAUACUCAUUUAGCAUCGCUCUCCCCUUGGGCUGGAGACCGUUUCGAAUUUGUCCUCGGUGGCCGUGAUUACGAUGUCAUUUUCCAUCCUCCUGGUGCACCAGAGCCAUUUGUCAGUCUUGCUAGGCCGGCUGAUGCGGCGAAAAUGUGGGACAGUCUCAUGUGGGUACUUCAGCACUAUGGAAAAGAGUUUAAGUUGCCGGUUAUUGAGGUAUUUGAGGGACCUGCAGAGGAGGCUCUGGAAGAAUUAGAGAAAGUGGCGGAUCAGGGGAAGUUUGGAAAGCUUGUGUUGAAACAUCCUUUGAUCUAA